This is a messenger RNA of Magnolia sinica, 2022 nucleotides long. RefSeq lists its product as uncharacterized. The record is from RefSeq and is a predicted model, not a curated record. The transcript has 12 exons. The coding region runs from base 229 to 1809 and encodes 526 amino acids. Lineage: Eukaryota; Viridiplantae; Streptophyta; Magnoliopsida; Magnoliales; Magnoliaceae. Gene Ontology annotation, cellular component: plastid.
CCACAAUUCAAUCGGUUUAAUUUGAGUUAAUAUAUGCCACGUUGCAAUUUCCAAGUACCGCGUAUCAAGUAUCUUAAGCAGCCGAGUAUCAAAUUACUCCCUCCGGCCUCUUCUUCAUAGUCUGUACUCUUUCAACUGUCCACCCGCCUUACUCAUUUCCAAAGCUUCUUUAAUUUCAGCUCUCUCUCUCUCUCUCUCUCUCUCUCUCUCUCUCUCUCUCCAAUUUCGAUGGCCGUCUACAGACUCGCAGUCAUCAUCCAAAGCUCCUCCGAUAAUGACGAAAAUACCCUUCUCGUUCGUCAGACUCCUCCACCCAAACUUCCAGAAGAAGAAUACUCGAAUUACGUCGAUUCCGAUCUCUGGGACUUGCCAUCUGCUCCGUUGAAUCCUCUUCCUCAUGGAUCUCGAUCUUCUCUGGCCAUCGACUGUGCGGAUGCUUGCACCGAUCGGCUCAAUCUCGGCGCCUUCGACGUUGACUCCGCUCUCGAUCAGGUUCUUUCACAAGUGGGUGUGGGAAGAUCAAUAGAAGAACAUUGGGUGUUCUGGAAGUAUAUAGAAGAACCUGAAUUUGGCCCAGAACCUCUUGUUCACACAGUUUUCAUAUGUGGGAAGUUGAAACUCGGAGAUAUAAAUAUACAAGGGCUAUCUAAAUGGAUGUCUAUCCAGCAUGGCCCAGAGUUUCUUUUGGAAGUCAAGCCAGGAGAAGAUCGCAUAGGACCUCUUAUAGCUGCUGGGCUUUUAAUUGAUUCGGCUGAUCAUAGAAAGUGGAAAGUACCCCAAACCUUGCAUUGCCAGGAGUACCCUCCAGGUGUCACAUUGGUACCAUUGCGGAGUAGAACACAACCCCCUUUUCGGACGACAAACUUAGUUGUGAUUGCACCCAAUAAUGUUACUGAUGGCUGUGAAGAUUCAAGUUUUGCUGCUUAUGGAGAUGCAUUACUAAUGGAUCCUGGAUGCCGUUCUGACUGUCAUACAAAGCUUAUGGAAAUUGUUGCAGCAUUGCCAAGAAAGUUAGUGGUCUUUGUUACUCAUCAUCACUUUGAUCAUGUUGAUGGUCUUUCAAUUGUUCAAAAGUGCAAUCCUGAUGCUACGCUGUUAGCACAUGAGAAUACCAUGCGUCGCAUUGGAAAAGAUGAUUGGUCUCGCAGUCACAUUCCAAUUUCUGGAGGUGAAGUUAUUUGCAUUGGCGGUCAGAGACUGGAAGUCAUUUCUGCUCUGGGACAUACGGAUGGUCACAUGGCUUUGCUUCACAUUAGCACACAGUCGCUGAUUGUGGGGGACCAUUGUGUGGGUCAGGGGAGUGCCGUCCUAGACAUUAAUUCUGGUGGAAAUAUGAAGGACUAUUUCCAAACAACAUACAAUUUCUUGGAGCUUUCACCACAUGUUUUAAUCCCCAUGCAUGGGAGAGUCAACUUGUGGCCUAAGCGAAUGCUUUGCGGAUAUCUCAAGCAUCGUAGAGAUAGGGAAUCAUCCAUCUUGCAAGCCAUAGAGAAUGGAGCUCACACGCUGUUUGACAUACUUGCCAAGUCAUAUGCUGAUGUGGAUAAGAAGUUGUGGAUUCCUGCUUCGUCAAAUGUGAGGCUUCAUGUGGAUUUUCUAGCCCACCAAGAUAAGCUCCCGAAGGAAUUUUCCAUGGAAAAAUUUAAGGCAUCAUGCAGACUAGAUUUUCUGUCCAGAUGGGUAUGGGCAUACCUGAAAGGCGGAGUUAUUUCAAAAGCUAGUAAGCUGAUGACAUGUAAGUUACUUACUGCCAUUGCUGUGGUAGGUUUUGCAAGUUUUUAUUCUGUUAAAUGCAAAUCAAGCACCUAAUAGAAACGUUUACACACCAUGCUUUUGGUGGACAGCGUACAGUUCUCUUUUAUACUUUUGUUAAUUGAAUAGUCCACUUGGUAUGUUUCUAAUACCAAAAGUAGAAAAAGAGGGGCGAAUGCAUAAAAAUGAAAGUAUAAAUAUCAGUUCCCAAUCUAAUGCUAUUGUAGACAGCUCAAACUUUCAUAUAAGAUGCCACUUUAGACCGUGUAA